AUGGCUUUCUUCACGCCCCAGUUCCAGAUCGUUUCUGAUCUCCAUCUCGAGACGCCACUCACAGCGCCACAAUACGCUUCCUUCCGUUUCAGUGUCCAAGCCGAUAAUUUGUUACUGCUUGGCGAUAUCGGCCUCGUCGUAGACGCAGGGCUCUUCCAAUUCCUACGCCGUAUCCUCGAACAAAAUAGAGGAUGCUCUAUAUUCUACGUACUGGGGAACCACGAACCCUAUCGAACAACAUACGAGCACGCACACAAACUCCUGCGCGACUUUGAAAUGGAGGCUAAAAAUGAUUUCGGCGGUCGCUUCAAGUUUCUGUGUCGCAAUCGCUACGAUCUCAACGAAACCAUCACAAUCCUAGGCUGUACGUUAUGGUCUGCCGUGCAGCAAGACCAAGAAUCGGACAUUGCGUCUCGCUCGACGGAUCUAAACAGUGAACGUGGUAUUCAGCAGUGGUCCCUAGAUCAGCAUCGAGAGGAACACCAAAAAGAUCUUGCAUGGUUAAAUUCUCAAGUAUCUACAAUCGAGGAACAUGAGCCCCAUCGUCAAAUCGUAAUUGCGACGCAUUACAGUCCGACAGUGGAUCCGAGAGCCAACGAUCCAAGGCAUGAGGGAAGUUCAGUGUCGAGCAAUUUUGUUACGGAUUUGUCCGGAGAGUCGUGUUGGCUGUCCCCGAUGGUGAAGCUCUGGGCUUUCGGGCACAUGCAUUACAGCUGCUGUUUCCGUGACGAAGCGACUGGGAAGCUUGUUGUUGCGAACCAGAGAGGGUACGCAGGACUCGGGGCAGGAAGGAAGAAACCAGGAAUAAAAGUGAAGGUGGUGGAGGCGGGAAAGGAGGGAUGGGAAGUGGUUGAGAAGAGAAGGAGUGAAGAGGAGCAGAUACAAACGAAGAAUGCUGAAGCUGAGAUACCAGUAGACAAGGCUGGUCCAACGAUAAAUGUAGAUAAGCCCAAAGUUUCAAUUCUGCAUCGAGUAAGCAAGAGGGUACAAUGUUUUAGGGGAUUAAAGCGGAAAAGUUCAUAG
This is a messenger RNA of Exserohilum turcica Et28A, 1023 nucleotides long. RefSeq lists its product as uncharacterized. The transcript has a single exon. Bases 1 to 1023 code for a protein of 340 amino acids. NCBI's taxonomy places the organism in Eukaryota, Fungi, Ascomycota, Dothideomycetes, Pleosporales, Pleosporaceae. The record is from RefSeq and is a predicted model, not a curated record. Gene Ontology annotation, molecular function: hydrolase activity.